Leptinotarsa decemlineata (Colorado potato beetle) is the source of this 936-nucleotide messenger RNA. RefSeq lists its product as uncharacterized. Lineage: Eukaryota; Metazoa; Arthropoda; Insecta; Coleoptera; Chrysomelidae. The record is from RefSeq and is a predicted model, not a curated record.
AAGUUUGCACAAUACGCCAGUAUUAAUCACGACGCGACGUUUAAGUGCAUCAAAAUGAGUUACAAGGUCACAUUGCUAAUGCUGGUAUGUCUGGGAGCAAGUUUAACAGCCCAGAAGAUGCAGAAAAAGCGGCAAGUUGAUGGUAUUGUUUCAAAAGAAGACGACCAUGUACCUGCAGAAACAGGCUUCGGAAACCCAGCCGCCGCAGUGCAAACUGGAAGCAAAUUUUUCCAGGACAUUUAUGUGGCAAUGGAAAAGCCGAACGAACUAGAAUUUGGCCACGUCCGUGAAACCCCGAACGACUGGGAGCAACGAUUCGAAAAAAUCAAUUUGGAAAACUUGAAGCGACAAGGAAAGGUAAGAUGGGGUGAUAAGCAUGGAGGUUAUGGUGAACACUACUGGGAUUACAACCAUGCCGGACAUGGCCAUGACGGAGAUAGUGGGGAAAGUCAGUUGAACGAGGAGUAUGCUGCUUAUGAAGAUGAAUCCAAACAUGUCCCAGUUUCUGCUCGUCCAGAAAAUACCUUGAGAGAAAAAAGACAACCCGCCCUACUAGAAGAUGUUGAGUUCAUUAAUGACAAAGCUAAAUCUUCAAUAUUGGGGGGAAAAGUGCAAAAACAUGGAGGUAAUUAUAGAAGAGUCAAUGACUUUAGAGGAAAGCGAGAACAACAGAAAAGCUUUGGGAAAGCCUUAGUAUUCGAUCCUGAUUUGGGAGUCAUUGUUGAUCAGGACACUGGUGUUGAGUAUAAGUUGAGCCCGAUUAUUAAGUGAUUCUGAAUUCAGAUGUCAAGCUUUUCUCCAAAGAUUUUUGUAUUUUUUUAUUCGUAUUUAUACUAAAAUAAGACUUGCUUUUAUUCUGAGUCAUGUGGUGUUACUAAUAUAUUUUUGUUAUCUAGUUUUACCAAAUAUUUUUAAUAAUAAAGUUUUUAUACCGAG